This is a messenger RNA of Terrapene triunguis (Three-toed box turtle), 1670 nucleotides long. It is a transcript of the gene PSAT1, whose product is annotated as phosphoserine aminotransferase 1. The record is from RefSeq and is a predicted model, not a curated record. NCBI's taxonomy places the organism in Eukaryota, Metazoa, Chordata, Testudines, Emydidae. The transcript has 9 exons. The coding region runs from base 61 to 1173 and encodes 370 amino acids. Gene Ontology annotation, cellular component: cytoplasm. Gene Ontology annotation, biological process: L-serine biosynthetic process. Gene Ontology annotation, molecular function: pyridoxal phosphate binding; O-phospho-L-serine:2-oxoglutarate transaminase activity.
GUGAUUAUUGCCCCGUGCUCUAGCUGGGCCCGCAGGCGGCCGGAGCAGCAUCUUUCGGCCAUGGACGCUAAGAGGCAGGUGGUUAACUUCGGCGCGGGACCCGCUAAGCUGCCGCGCUCGGUAUUGCUAGAAGCACAGAAAGAAUUGGUGGACUACAAAGGACUUGGUAUAAGUGUACUUGAAAUGAGCCAUAGGACAUCUGAUUUCUCAAAAAUUAUAAACACAGCUGAAAAUCUCUUACGUGAAUUGCUAAAUAUUCCAGAAAACUACAAAGUCAUUUUCCUCCAAGGGGGUGGGUCUGGUCAGUUCAGUGCUGUUCCACUUAACCUUAUUGGACUAAAAGAAGGAAGAUGUGCAGAUUAUGUGGUUACUGGAGCUUGGUCAGCAAAGGCAGCUAAGGAGGCAGAGAAAUAUGCCAAAGUGAACAUUGUUCAUCCUAAACUUGGAAGUUACACAAAAAUUCCUGACACAAGCAGCUGGAAUCUUAAACCGGAUGCCUCUUAUGUCUACUACUGUGCUAAUGAGACUGUUCAUGGUGUGGAGUUUGACUUUGUACCUGAUGUCAGAGGAGCAGUCUUGGUGUGUGAUAUGUCAUCAAAUUUCUUGUCCAGACCAGUAGAUGUUUCCAAGUUUGGUGUCAUUUUUGCUGGUGCCCAGAAGAACGCUGGCUGUGCUGGAGUAACUGUGGUAAUAGUGCGCGAGGAUUUGCUGGGCUUUGCACUUAAAGAAUGCCCUAUAGUAUUGGACUACAAAGUACAAGCAGGAAAUGGCUCAUUAUAUAACACUCCUCCAUGCUACAGUAUCUAUAUCAUGAGUUUGGUCCUGGAAUGGAUAAAGAACAAUGGUGGGACUCCAGCUAUGGAUAAACAGAGUUCAAUCAAAUCACAAAUGAUUUAUGACAUUAUUGACGAAUCCAAUGGAUUCUAUGUAUGCCCUGUGGAGAAAAAGAGCCGAAGCAGAAUGAAUAUUCCAUUCCGCAUUGGCAAUAUUAAGGGUGAUGAAGCGCUGGAAAAGAAAUUCCUUGAUAAAGCUGUGGAAUUGAAUAUGAUCGCUCUGAAAGGACAUCGAUCUGUGGGAGGAAUACGUGCUUCUUUAUAUAAUGCUGUGACAAUAGAAGAUGUUCAGAAGCUUGCAACAUUCAUGAGAAGCUUCAUGCAGAUGCAUCAGCCAUGAAUGUGCAUGAAUUAGUGCAAUGUUGCACAUAAAUGAAAUAAAACAUAAAGGGUUUGACAGUUAUUGUGAUGCUGCAUAAAAUGCACAACUUUAGCAAACAAGAAUUUUGUUUUAGUUCAUAUACCUAUUGUAGGUAACUAAAUAAGGAUGAAGGGCCCAGUCCUACAAUAUCUUGAGCACCCUCAACUUCCAUUUAAGUUGAGGACACUCAGUACCUGACAGGAUUGGUCCCUAAAUUUGCAAAGCAGAUAACUUUAUUGGCAAUCUAAGUGUGGACAGUAUUGUAAUCUACUGUAGUUCAGAUUCUGAUUUUAGUUACACUGCUGCAAAUCCAUGGACAUCAAUAUGUUACUAUGGAUUUACACAGAUAUAAUUGUGAUCAUAAGCUAUCCGAGUUGUGUGGAAAAAAAUCUUUGUGUUUUGUUACUCUUAUUUGUAACUGUAAAAAUCCCUUUUUUCAAAUUAAUGCCUUGUUCUCACUAAAUUUCAGUAGUGUU